UCCAAAGCUCAUCUUCUUGGCAGCAGCCUGGUUGCCAGGGGUUACCGGAGCUGGCUCCGGCUGUCUCCACGACAACCGCUCUGGGCUUCUCCAGCCCCCUCAGCCUCGAGAAGGGGCGGGGCUGGCCCCGCACCCGAGGCCCCGCCCCUGAAGGAGGCCACGCCCACCCACCGGCUCCUUCCUCCCAGCGCCUUCCUCUGGCUGGGGUCCUCCUUUUGUCGCUGCGCUUUCCGCCCCAACUCCACGUGUCUGCGUCACGUCUUCCUAGCUUCCCUGGCCCCCUGGUUUUCUGUGGUUCCCCCAAACUACCUCUCCAGGCACACUCCCCCCUCAACUUCUCUCUCACCCCGUGGGGGUCCUUCGGCUUUGCCAACAGCUUGUUCCCCGGAGGACCCCAUUUUCCCCUCUGGGCCGCCCCAAACCCGCGUGUCUUGUAGCUCCCGCCCUGUCCUGGUCACACGCGGCUGUCCUGCGGCCCGGUACCUCUGGACCCCCAGGCUGCCCGCAGGGACGCCCACUCUUUAGGCCUGGUGUUGCUCUCCCCAAUCACGGCAACAGCUGAGUGUUAAAUUUAGUCCUUGACAGUGGGGCCCGGCUCUGGUUACCGCCCUGGCAGGGGCAGCGUGGAGAGGAGUGUGGCUGCUGCCGCCGGCCAGCCUCUGUGUCCCUGUCGCCAGUGCCAGCUGCCCCCACCUUUGUCCACAGCCCCUGGCCGAGCGGUGCCGCCUCCUGCCCCGAGAUGCCGCCAAGAUGCCCGAGAGCGCCUGGAAGUUCGUCGUCUACCUGGGCUGCUGGAGCUACAGUGCCUACCUGCUGCUGGGCACUGACUACCCCUUCUUCCAUGACCCACCCUCCGUCUUCUACGGCUGGACGCCAGGCAUGGCGGUGCCCCGGGACAUCGCCGCCAACUACCUGCUGCAGGGCAGCUUCUACGGCCACUCCAUCUACGCCACGCUCUACAUGGACACCUGGCGCAAGGACUCGGUGGUCAUGCUCGCCCACCACGUGGUCACCCUGGCCCUUAUCGUCUGCUCCUACGCCUUCCGGUACCACAACGUGGGCGUGCUUGUGUUCUUCCUGCACGACCUCACCGACGUGCAGCUGGAGUUCACCAAGCUCAACACCUACUUCAAGGCCGCAGGCGGCACCUAUCAGCGGCUGCACGCGCUGCUGGGGGACCUGGGCUGCCUGUGCUUCUGCGUCACCUGGUUCUGGUUCCGGCUAUACUGGUUCCCACUCAAGGUCCUGUACGCCACGCUGCACACCAGCCUCAUCUCGGUGCCCGACAUCCCCUUCUACUUCUUCUUCAACACGCUCCUGCUGCUGCUCACCGCCAUGAACUUGUACUGGUUCCUGUACAUCGUGGCCCUGGCUGCCAAGGUGCUGACGGGCCAGAUGCGAGAGCUGAGUGAUCUGCGGGAGUAUGACACGGCCGAAGCCCACAGCCCCAAGCCCAGCAAAGCUGAGUGAGUGGGGGGGCCGGCGCCCUGAAUUCGUCCCUUGAGUGACAUCGGUCCGGGCAGGCUCUGUGGGCAGCAGAUGAGGCAGUGCUGACGCUGUCCCCAAGCCUGCAAGUCUGACGAGGAGGCUGCAGUGAAGGCGGGUGACCUCGCGAUGCCUUGGGGCACAGCUGUCUGGGGAGGGGGUGCGAGGGUGGAGCCAUGGGUCUUAUGAGUCAGCCGCAGGCCUGGCCCACGUGACUUCCGACCACCUCCCGGCCCAGGCCAGGGUGACAGAGGCCGCGCUUUGUCUACACUAAGGCAUCCUGGCCCUGGGGCUCAGCGGCCUCCUGGGGUGCAGGCGCGAGCUCGGUGGCUCCCACGCUCCAGCCUGGGACCCAGGUGUAAGCAGAGCCAGGCUUGGGUGGUGAGCAGUGUCCCAAGGUGGCAGGCUGUGGAUGGUUCUAGAAGGUGCUGGGCAGCCAGGCCUCUUAUUUGGCUGGAUGGGGAAACUUGCUUGGUAUUGGAGAUUGAACCUGGCUUCCACCCUGACCCACACCCCAGCCCUUUCUGAAUUUUUAAAUUUUGCGACGAGGUCUUGCUAAGUCACAGCAGUGCCCAGGCUCAAACCAUGACCCUCCUGCCUCAGCCUGCCAGAAUCACCCCAUGCCUGACUAGAGGUGUCUCGGUACCCCCAAAGGUGGGGCCUACAGAUGAGGGGUGCCGGAGCCAUAGAGAAAGCCAGGGCAGAGCGUGAGGUCGGGGUGACUCCCAGACCGUCCUGGCCAGGCCCCAGCUGGCCACAGAGAGGCUGUCACCACCGUGCGGCACAGGAGUGUGGGCGGUGUGCAGGGAUGUGUAGAAAGCUGAACCAGUCUGGCCUGGGAUGCGAGAGAAAUGGAAAUAAACAAAUCAAAGGCAUUUUAAAACUUUUGGCUCAA
Fukomys damarensis (Damara mole-rat) is the source of this 2380-nucleotide messenger RNA. RefSeq names its product ceramide synthase 1 (gene Cers1). Gene Ontology annotation, cellular component: membrane. Gene Ontology annotation, molecular function: sphingosine N-acyltransferase activity. Bases 751 to 1470 code for a protein of 239 amino acids. The transcript has 5 exons. Gene Ontology annotation, biological process: ceramide biosynthetic process. NCBI's taxonomy places the organism in Eukaryota, Metazoa, Chordata, Mammalia, Rodentia, Bathyergidae. The record is from RefSeq and is a predicted model, not a curated record.